AUGGGUUUGGCGACAGAUUUUGGAUCAGAAAGAGUUUUCAAUACACCUUUGACCGAGCAGGGUAUCGUCGGCUUUGCCAUUGGUGCUGCCGCACAAGGGAUGACGGCCAUAGCGGAGAUUCAAUUCGCAGAUUAUGUCCAUCCUGCAUUCGACCAGCUAGUCAAUGAAGCCGCCAAGUGGCGAUAUAGAGAGGGAAAACCGGUGGUAAUGUAUCACUCUCAGUCCCCUGAAGCAGUCUUCACUCAUAUCCCUGGCCUUCGUAUAGUAAUGCCACGGUCACCAGCUCAGGCGAAGGGCUUACUAUUGGCCUCAAUUGGGUGUAAAGACCCGGUGAUCUUCAUGGAGCCCAAAGUCUUGUACCGUGCAGCUGUGGAGCAGGUACCAAAUAUUGCAUAUGAGCUUCCGCUCUCCAAGGCCGACAUAGUGAAAGAGGGCAAGGAUGUGACUAUUAUCUCUUACGGGCAUCCAAUGUACCUCUGUUCCUCUGCGAUCGAUGCUGCCGAGAAGGAGCUGGGCAUCAGUGCUGAACUUCUGGACUUACGAACUGUGUAUCCGUGGGAUAGAGAUGCUGUUUUGCAAAGUGUCAGAAAGACAGGGCGCGCUAUCGUCGUGCAUGAGUCCAUGAUCAACGCCGGUGUUGGAGCAGAAGUUGCAGCUACCAUCCAGGAGGGCGCUUUCUUAAGCUUGGAAGCACCCGUGCAGCGAGUAGGAGGCUGGGCGACCCAUAUGGGUUUGACUUUUGAGAAGUUCAACGUACCAGACAUAACACGUGAGCAAGCCUUGCAUGAUUGGUGA
Messenger RNA from Bacidia gigantensis, 795 nucleotides. RefSeq lists its product as uncharacterized. Lineage: Eukaryota; Fungi; Ascomycota; Lecanoromycetes; Lecanorales; Ramalinaceae. Gene Ontology annotation, biological process: branched-chain amino acid catabolic process; response to nutrient. The transcript is spliced from 2 exons. The record is from RefSeq and is a predicted model, not a curated record. Gene Ontology annotation, molecular function: catalytic activity. The coding region runs from base 1 to 795 and encodes 264 amino acids.